Alternaria burnsii is the source of this 1404-nucleotide messenger RNA. RefSeq names its product mfs general substrate transporter. Gene Ontology annotation, cellular component: fungal-type vacuole membrane. The annotation marks the transcript as partial. NCBI's taxonomy places the organism in Eukaryota, Fungi, Ascomycota, Dothideomycetes, Pleosporales, Pleosporaceae. The transcript is spliced from 3 exons. The record is from RefSeq and is a predicted model, not a curated record. Gene Ontology annotation, molecular function: transmembrane transporter activity. Gene Ontology annotation, biological process: transmembrane transport.
AAAUAUGGAUCUGGGGAAGCAAAUAUCCGGGGUCGUGUUUCUUGCACCCUAACAACAUCUUCGGCUUGCGAUAAGAUGGCAGCUAUCGGGCCAGAUCCACCGGCUGAGGAGUUCAAUCAUAUAGCAGAGGAGGAUUUCAGGCCGACCAAACAAGAAGUAUCUGCGACUUUUGAUGUGACGCGAGUUGUGUCCAUCGAGCCGCCUCCCAAUGGCGGAUGGGUCGCAUGGUCGCAAGUGCUAGGUGGGCACAUCAUCACCUUCUUUACCUGGGGCUUCAUCACAUCGUUUGGCAUGUUCCAGGCACACUACACUUCAAUCGGUCUCUCGACACCCUCCAAUAUCUCAUGGAUCGGCGCACUUACCGUCUUCUUGCUACUAUCCGUCCCUCUCUGGUCGGGCGCCGCAUCGGACACUGGCCAUUUCAAACUUGUCUUACGCAUGGGCAUCGGGUUGUGGCUUGUUGGCAUCUUUAUGACAAGCAUCUGCAAAGAGUAUUGGCAAUUUGUACUUGCGCAGGGGUUUUGCAUUGGGCUUGCAAAUGGCUGUAUGUUUGUCCCUAUGGUCUCCGUUAUCUCGACCUACUUCGAUGCGACGAAGCGAAGUUUUGCGAUCAGUAUCACAUUAUGUGGAUCGGGAACAGGGGGUUUGGUAAUCCCGAUAAUGCUCAACAGGCUCAUCGAUCGCAUCGGAUUUGGAUGGGCGGUAAGGACGUUGGGCUUUAUGGCGCUGGUCAUGCUGUUGAUUGCGGAGCGGCUGCUGAAGAAACGACUCCCGCCAAAAAGCUCGGUGAAGAUGCUCGAACCGAGUGAGCUGAAGGAUCCAGUGUUUGAUCUCUUCAUCCUUGGAUCGGUCUUUUGUUUCGCAGGUCUAUGGUUCGCUUUCUUCUACAUCAAUGCCUUCGCCAGAAGAACCUUGAGCAUGACAUUGGAAGAAUCAAUACCGCUCCUUUUGGUGCUGAACGGCGUCGGCAUACCGGGGCGCUUAUUGCCUGCGUACAUUGCCGAUCACUACUGCCGGCCAUUGACCAUCAGCUUAAUCGUCAGCUUUGUCACCGCUCUUCUUCUCUAUUGCUGGGCUGCGAUCAACUCGACUGCAGGCAUGUAUGCCUUUGCGGCGCUUUACGGCUUGUUUGCUGCGGCCUUGCAAGCCAUGUUUCCUGCAACACUAGCAGAUCUGACCUUGGACAACAAGAAGAUCGGUACCAGAAUGGGCAUGGGUUUUGCGCUGUCUAGUUUCGGAUGUCUCAUUGGAGGUCCUGGUGGAGGAGCAUUGGUCGAGGCUGGCAACGGAUCUUACUUGUAUGGACAAGUGCUUGCUGGUUCGUGCGGCGUAUUGGGCUUCACGUGCUUCUUGACUGCAGCGCUGAUUCACAAGAAGAAAGCAAAGCAGCUCGAUGAUGUGUAG